CCACCCCGGGGCGCGCGCGGCGUCGGCAGUGACGUCACUCCCGCCGCUGCCUGGCGCGGGGCGGGGGCGCGCGCUCGGGCGGGGGGGGGCGCGAGGCGGCGGCGCGAGGCUCCGGGCGGCGGCGCCAUGUUGCAGACCCUCUACAGCUACUUCUGGUGGGAGCGGCUUUGGCUUCCGGCGAACCUCACCUGGGCCGACCUGGAGGACCGCGAUGGCCGCGUCUACGCAAAGGCCUCCGAUCUCUACGUCACCAUCCCUUUGGCCUUCCUCUUCCUCAUCGUCCGGCACCUCUUUGAGAUGUACGUGGCCACCCCCUUGGCCGGGCUCCUGAACGUCAAGGAGAAGAUCCGGUUAAAAGCCACUCCUAAUCCCGUGCUGGAAAAGUUCUACGCUGCCACCACCAAGCACCCCAAGCAGGCCGACGUGGAGAUGCUGUCCAAGCAAAGCGGCUGCACGGUGCGGCAAGUGGAGCGCUGGUUCCGUCGCCGCCGCAACCAGGACCGGCCAAGCCUCCUCAAGAAAUUCCGGGAGGCCAGUUGGAGAUUCACGUUUUACCUUAUUGCUUUCAUUGCUGGCAUGGCUGUCAUAGUGGAUAAACCCUGGUUCUAUGACCUCCGGGAGGUGUGGAAGGGAUAUCCCAUCCAGAGCAUGCUGCCCUCCCAGUACUGGUACUACAUGAUCGAACUCUCCUUCUACUGGUCCCUACUCUUCAGCAUCGCCUCUGAUGUCAAGCGCAAGGACUUCAAAGAGCAAAUCAUCCACCACGUGGCCACCAUCAUCCUCAUCAGCUUCUCCUGGUUUGCCAACUACAUCCGUGCAGGAACGCUCAUCAUGGCCCUGCACGAUUCCUCGGAUUAUCUGCUGGAGUCCGCCAAGAUGUUCAACUACGCUGGCUGGAGGAACACCUGCAAUAACAUCUUCAUCGUCUUCGCUGCCGUCUUCAUCGUCACCCGCUUGGUCAUCCUGCCCUUCUGGAUCAUGCAUUGCACGGUGGUUUAUCCGUUGGAUCUCUAUCCCGCCUUCUUCGGAUACUACUUCUUCAACUUCAUGAUGGUGGUGCUGCAGUCGCUGCACAUCUUCUGGGCCUACCUCAUCAUCCGCAUGGCCCAGAAGUUCAUAACUGGAAAGGUGGUGGAGGACGAGAGGAGUGACCGGGAGGAGACGGACAACUCGGAAGAGGAGGAGGAGGCAGCGAAGAACGGGCCCCUCUCCAACGGCCACCCAGUCCUCAACAACAACCACCGCAAAACCGACUGAGCGCCUCUGCGCCGGAGCCCGGACCCGUGAGAUGGCGAAUCCCACCGCUCCGCCCUCGCGUAGCGCCCAGCUCCCCGUCCCCUCCAUCCUCUCCCUGGGGGUCCUACGGAGCAAACCGGGGACCCUGAGGCACCCGCUCGGCGGUCCGUCUUUGGCCUCCUCCGGAGCGGGGCCGGCAGCGGUCGCUGCUCCACCUCACGCUCACCGUCAGUGCCCUUCCUGCCUUUCACCUGCUGCCUUAACCCACCCCGGUGCCCCGGCACGGGCAGAGGGAGGACGGAUCCUGCCCUGCCCGCAGCUCCUCGGCUCCGCUCCAGCCCCGCGUUGUUCCCUGUGUUCCCAACCCCUCACCGGAGCGGGAGUAGCCCCUUCCCCAACCCUGAGCGAGGGAGGGCGCUGGGGAAGGCGGCGCGGUCUUUGCUCCGCACCCUCGGAAUUGCGGGAGGCCGCGAUGACACUAUGGACGCGCUCGGGGAGUCACAAGGUUCACUCACUACUCGCCCUUUCUCGGAGGAGUUUAAUCCCUUCUGUACAUGGAUUCCCAAUCUCGCUCUCCGUGGCCGUUCCCGGUCCCUUCCCGGCUGGAAUAGGACAAAUUCCCAACUGAGAUUUUUGUUCGUUGUUUCUAUUUAUUUGCCAGAUGGAAGGAGCCGGGUUUGGCUUUGCCUCCUGCAUCCAGCCGGGAUGCGGCGAGAGCCCCCCAGGGUUGGGGGGGGACGGGGUGGGGGGGGAGAAGGACCAUUAACCAACACAGACCAAAACGUGUUUUGUUG
Cuculus canorus (common cuckoo) is the source of this 2030-nucleotide messenger RNA. RefSeq names its product ceramide synthase 2 (gene CERS2). Gene Ontology annotation, biological process: ceramide biosynthetic process. The transcript has 11 exons. Bases 127 to 1257 code for a protein of 376 amino acids. Gene Ontology annotation, molecular function: sphingosine N-acyltransferase activity; DNA binding. Gene Ontology annotation, cellular component: membrane. NCBI's taxonomy places the organism in Eukaryota, Metazoa, Chordata, Aves, Cuculiformes, Cuculidae. The record is from RefSeq and is a predicted model, not a curated record.